UUUUGCCGACCCCAGCAGAUCAUUUUGUGCGCCGCGUAUCUUCUUGUGAACGUUCUGCGCGCCGCGUGCGAGUAGUGACUUACUUUUUAUUGAUCAUCGAGCGUCUUCUCCCGACUGCACUCCAACGUUUCGGAUUUUUUUUUGGUGCAGAGAACGAUUUUUUUGGUUUUGUUUUACAAUAAUUUUCACGAAAGUCGAACUUCUCUAGAGAUCGUAGUUGAUGAUAACUUGUACGCCGUUGAAGUUAUUGUAACGUAUUUUUUCGGUAUCGAAUCGAAAUGCUGGCUGGAGGAAGAGCUGGGACAAACAGGAUCGAAAUGAUUUUCCUCUUUUGCGAAAAAAAGGAGAGCAGUGAUAUGCAAAACGAGUUUUGAAGUGCAUCUCGAGGGAAUUUGGUUUGGACUGUCGCGGCGGCACAGAAAAAUUGUGCAAUCGAGUGAAUAACCUACUAAACCAUUGAAUCCCCAUGAAGUGAGGAAAAAAUAUCGACUGAUAGUGAUCGAUCACGAUUGAUCUGAAUAUAUGGUUCAAAAAGCAACUUGAUUCGAAGUGUGUGGUUCACGUAUUGGAUUUGAAGAAAAAUAAAUCUCAGCAUAAAUUAUGCAAACAUCAGCACCCAGAGUACAAAACAAGUGCUCGGAUGGAAAGGUAGAACUUGUGCUGAGUAAAAAAAACAACAACGACGAGUGUAACGGGAAACGGAUUUGGAUUAGUGUUUUCGACACAAGCUUUUAAAAGUGCUCCGGUGUGAGGUCUGUUGAUCGUCACUCUGCGGACAUAAAUAUCGAUGCGGGGCUCUUAUAGAGAAUAGAAAUUGAAAGUCGUGCGUAAAGUGUGAAAAUUUCAAAAUAUUUUCAUGACAUCAUUUGGGAAAAUUAAUUGAAAUGGAUGUCAUUCCGAGCUGACGGCUUACUUAAGUGUGUGCGGAUUGUGUUGCCUGGUAGCAUCUUGUCACGUCAAGGAAGAAGUGAAGCAUAAGUCGUCGUUUUCAUCUCGAUGUGUAGAACUGAGCGUAUCAGAUGCGAAUUACGACGAUGCUGCUGAACGCGUAAAGCAGUUGCAUGUGCACUGCGGAAGGAAGUGUGAAGAGAGUAGCUGAAGAAAUAAGAGGAAUCCAAAGGUGGAUAUGCAGCGCAGCAGAUUAAGAAAUCAAUUCAAGGUUGGCUGACGAAGUUGAAGUUGAGAUGAAAAUGUGCAUGUGAUCGCAUUUCGGUGAAGUCUGAAAAAGGGGGAAACAUUGUGCUCGAGUUCGUAUAAACAACAGCAGAAGGCAGAAACUGAAGAUCGGAGAUAAAAAAAAUCAUCCAAAAGGAAGGUGAUGAUCAUUAUUGUGUGUCAGGCCGAGGAAGAAACGUGCUGUGAAGUGAAAUAACUAGCACAACGAUUCAAAUGGGUCUGAUUUGCGAGUGAUAGCAAACGGAGGGUGGCUAAUCUAUGGACCUACAACACAAAAUUGAUUACCGAUAUCCAUCAGCUGUAAAAGGUUACUCGCGUAAAAAAAAAUCGAACGAAAGGAAUCGAUCGAACUGCUCCGACUGCGUGUGGCACAGGAACGAAGAAGUACGUUAAAAUCAAACAGCAUCGUUACAUGCCUGAAAGAGCUAACUGGCUGAGGUUAAAGGCCUAUGAAUCACCAAAAAAAAAAAUCAGGAACCCAGCUCAAGCAAGCGAGCGAUUUUUAAGCCGCGCGCACCGGUGAAUGAAUGACAGUCUUUCUUUCACGCGCCACCAGCUGCGAAGAUGCUGCUGCGAUGUUCCUGCUCCAGCUUCAACCCGCCACCCACCGGUUUAGCAGAUGAAACAUGACCAAUCAAUUUAAUCCUCACGAGGAAGCCCGGACGAUGAAAACAGUGCCACCGAAUUGCCAAAAGCUUACCUCAACAGAAGAAGCCUCAACCCGAAAUCAACAACAGCAACGAUGGAACAGGGCAAUACCGGAAUCGGAUUACAUCCAGCUCGGUACCUUACGGUACGGGGUGCGGCUGUCCGAUUCGAGUCUACCGAGUGCAAACGGUACGAUGACAGGUGAUGGCGUUGUUCGGCAUCGUGGUGGGUCCACGGAUGAAACGAAAUAUUCGAAACGGGUAUCGAACAGCAGCAGCUCCUGCGAAUAUCACACCAACGGUAACUGUAAGGUGAGCAGCGGCGCCGGAAGUACCACUUCCGGAGGGAGUGCCAAUCGAAGUUGCUGCUGUAUCAGCACCAGCGGGAUUGAAAUGCCGUGGACCGGAAGCAGCUACGUGAGGUCACGUUUGCCCAUGCCCAGUAGUUUCGCUAAGAAUAGAAAAUCGUCGCCCUCAACAUCAACAUCGUCGUCUUCCUCGGCUGGCAGUGGUGGUGGUGGUAGUAGUCUUAGUAGUAGAAGUACUGGCCAUCAUCAUCAGCAGCUGCAUCAGAAUCAGAAGCAAUCCGGUGGUCCACAACAAGGAAGCAGACCGACGACGACGACGACGUUGCUGCAGUUCAACAACGGAACGUCGCAGACCGUUGCACCUCAAAACCAAAACCGCGACCGCGUUGAUAAGAACGAUUACGGCGACGAAAAACGUGAUGAGCUCCGGGAAUCUUCACCAGCAUCCUCGCUGACCGUUUGCUGUUAUAGCAAUCAUUUCGGUAGUAAAAGUGUCGCCAAUAACGAUGGAAAUAGUCUUAUUAAAGUGAACAACAAAUAUUUAGAUAAUAAGAAAUUGAAAAAGGUGAACAACAACAAAACUAACGGAAAUUCCAACAACCCAAAGUCCUCUUCGGUGAUCAAUGAAGGGGGGAAAAGUGGUGGGCGGGAAAAUAAGCUCGAAUCGACAGUUGAGGAUGGAAAAUGGUCAAAUAGUUUCGAAUAUGGCGUCGUGAAAAGCGGUGAUUUUUCAUCUUUGACCAGUGGAAAAGAAACUCUCAUCGGCAUUGGUGCAGGCAAUGUGAAGCAAACCGAUGGCGAUGAUUUAAAUUUAAAAUUCAUAAACGCACAGCACUCGAACCACGAGCCACGACUGAAAGAUGUGAACAUAAAUUAUUUCAAGAAAAAGAAUAUAUCGUGCGAUGUGUAUUUUGGACUCGAUUCAAGUGUAGGUCGAACGCGAAAUAAUAACAAAAAUAAUAUCGGAAAAAACACUUCCACAACUGGUGAUGAUGUCUGUGCCGACGAGUUGUCUUCAUCUUCUUCUCUGUCGCCUAGGUCGCCAUCUCCCUUGCCAUUGCCUCCGCCCCCUUCGACGAUCUUAGCUGCUGCGGACGAUUCGCCAUGGAUGCUGUUUGAUGAUUGCGUUCGGCAGCCGACACCACCUUGUUCUGAGGGGAAAAGUUUUUCCUGUGCGAUCGAAACAUCUGGCGGUCAAUUAGAUUCACCCACAAACCAAACCCAACCCCAGCGUCGGCUUCGAACUCUCAGUGAUUCGAUCGCCAAUCACGCGACCCACGACAUUGGCUUAGCUAAUGCAAACAAAUCUGGCCGCUCGCUCAGUGAUUACAAACAUAACACCGAAGAUCUGCCAAACUUCGCUCACCAGCGCAAAAGUUCACUACCAGUAAUUAAUCAUACCAAUGUCAAUCGGUCACACUUGUACCGAAAACUUGCCACCGAUAGCGCUACUAGUACAAAGACCAGUUUACGCCCGGAUAGUUUUGCUAACUCAGUAGUGAUCUGCCAUCUCACGCCCAAACUACAUCCUAAAGGAUCGUCGCACGAUCACAGCACUGCCGAAACGCGCCUGAAAUCUCUCAACCGGUACUGUGCCCGAAAUCUGAGCCCCAACUUCAACCCACCGGAUCCAGCAGAGAUAGAAGAUUUCAGUUUCAUCGAUUCGUCCGAUAUUUCAUCGACAGGAGAUGAUAUUAUUACCGUCAUCAACGAAGAGGAUUACCAUGAAUAUCAAAAUUUUCCACCCAUACCGAUAAAUCACAACAACCCCUCGAAGGAAAAUUCACACCCAAGUGGUUGUGUGGCCGCAGACAACCACCAGAAGAAAAUUCCUACCAGUGUUUGUGAUGGUGAUGAAUCAGCUGCAAACGGUUGCGCUGACGAGACCAAGCCGAGUUUUCCUGCGAUCAAAUACAAGAAGAACAGUGUAACGAAUCUCAAUCCCGCGCUCUGCAUCCGAGGCGGAAAUCGGGAAAACAGUGAACGCAAAGUGAGACUCAGGCCCUCCAGCCUCAGUGAUAGUAACAACAAUAACCGUAAUAAUCCCAAUAACAGCCCAAAAAGUGUCUUACCCAAGCGACCAACUAGUGAGCUUAAAAAGUUGAAUACUUCUUCUAAUAAUAGCCGCGACUGCGACGGCGAAACGGCGAACGGUUUGGACGAGGCGACAUCAUCGCCAUCCCCAAACGGUGGAAGCCAAUACUCGCAACUAAAAUUUAAUAAUAUAUCACCGGACAAUUCUUCGAGCAGCUUAAACUGUUUCGGGAAAAAUCAGCUUCAUGCCAGGGACACGGCAAAUGACAAACCGAUAAUGGAAAAACGUAACAAUACGUUGGAUCGUUUACAAAAAUUGGUUAAAAAGACGACAUCGGGUUCGAAUGAAAAAAAUCCCGCCGAUAAACACAGUGGCACAAAAACCGAACGUUUGAGAGAGUUAACCGAGCUGCUGAAAGGAAACAGAACACCACCUGUGCCGCCCCCUCGAAGACCGAAACAUUCUCACAGUGUUGAUAAAUCAUUCGAAAGGCCGUGCAACUCUUCAAGUUUGCUCAACAUCAACACUUUGUCCAGUGAAGAAGGUUGCAGCAAUUUGUUGAAAACGAAAGAGUCCCGCUCAAUUGACAUCCCUUAUCAAUUUGUGGAAAGCAAUCGCUCAUCCACUCCUAGCUCUCCUCUGAGCGAGCAUAAAAGUGCACUUCGAGCGAAUGUGAGCACUUCCAAUUUGGACUGUUUGCACAAUUCUACCAAAGAAACUGGCUUCGUUGAGGAAGUGCGUGAUGAAAAACCUCCCAAUGAAGUCGAUGAAAUUUUUACUAAAUUACCCCGUCCCGAAUCUAGAUCUAUCGUUGGUUCCUACACACAGAAAACUAUCCCUUUCCGAAGCGCAUCAUUUUCACAGGUAGACUAUUCCUCGGGAAAGUACAUACGAUCGGCAUUAGGAGCACUCAAGAAUAGUCUAAUGCGAAGCAAAGAUAGUUCAGGAUCAGACAGUGUUACGCUUCCAAGGAACAAGAAAGAAUUCACACGAAGCUGUAGUCCAGUUCCUUUAUCUACGGUUUCCGAACCAGAUAUGCCACUUGAAGAAAAUGAAAUAUCCUCGCUUACAUUGAAGAAAACCGAACUGAGCAUAAGCUUGGUUCCUCCGGAUGUGUACGAUCGAAUAGAUUGUUUCGAUGGAAGAGAGCUCUCUUCGAACAGGAAUUCGGAUAUCGAAACCAUUGUUGAGGAUCCCGAAGCUGAACACAUUGAAAACAUCGAGAACCAAAACCUCGAGCAAAGGAAAGCCGAAAUUUGUGUUGUUCAAGCAUCGCAAAUGGAGUUGGAACCUUUGGUGGAGGAAGGAAUUCCUAUCACUCCACAGGCUUUAACCAAAGAUGAGGAAUGUUUGCAACAAGCGACUACCUGUUUGAUACCAGUACCUGUGUACGAUUGUGUAGUUAGUGAAUGGAGCACAGCUCGACCUUCUGAACAAUGGAUAGAUGCUUCCGUUACGGAUUGUGAAAGACUGACGGACUGCUUGGAGGAACCUAGUGAUGUCAGUACGCAGCUUCCGGAACAAAAAGAAACGCCAGCUAAUGAUGCAGAAGAGCUGUUUAUCGAAAAUCCACCCCAUGUUAUUGAGCCUGAUGUAGCAAAACUGGAACCGGUUGAUGAAGCUGAGGAAAGCCUUCUGGAACCAGCAUCUGAAACCAUGAUUUGUACCCCGCCCGUUUCGAUUAUUUGUACAGAACCAGAUUGUCUGGUGAGUACCACAAUUGUAGAAACUCCUCCUACACCUGACGAACAAUCACCGACACGUGAUUCGGAAUUUGUAGAAAUUGUAGAGGUUCGAAAACGGCACAGCAAUAAUGAUGAGAAUGGCGAAACAGUGAGCAAUUGCAAUAGUGAGAUUGAAGAGAAGCGAAGAAUGGACAAGUUCAAACGUCGGAAAGGAAUUUAUAUUCAAUGGCCAGCAAUUGACACCCAUAUUGAUCCCGAAUCUGAUUCGAAUGAUAACUGUCCUCUGGACAACAAUUGGCGUCGAAAUCGUUUGACGAUUGAGAAAGAUUCCAGUCUCGAUUUGAGUGGUGAUAGUUUCACAGAUCUUAGCUCCAAAGACAUUACCUCGUCGCCGGAAAAAUGCAAGGAUCUAGAUAUCCAUCAAGCCGAUCCAUUCUUAUUGGACCCAAACACUCCAGAUUCUGACAUAGUCAAGCCAAUGUGGCCCAAAUCUUCCCGUAGACAAAGUCUAACCUAUCAGAGCUCGGAUGAAAAAGAUGACGCGACGGCUAUGUCUUCGAUGCCGGUGCGAUCGUUUAAAAAUAUUUUUCUGCGUUCGGAUUCUGUGUCGGAUAACGAAAGUGACCGCGCUUCCUCGAGGGACCGUACCAGUGCCUCACCUGCCCCACCAAAUGAACACGAUUUGAAACGCUACUCGAAGAGGCCGCUGCGAGGUCCCUACGGUCAAAUGCUGGAAGCGGAGAUGAAAAAACCUUCUAAAGUACACUACAACGAAAUACUGGAGGAACUUUGCCGGCAUGAAAGUUCCCACUCCUUCCCAUCUUUCAAUAGAAAUAGAGGUAGUGGUAGUCAGUCGAUGGACGAGACAAACGAUCGUUACACUAACAAACUGUUCAAACCACGAAAAACCAAUGCUAGUCUUCCGCUGCCCAGUCACAGCAGAACGGCUUCGAGUCCUUCGAAGCUAGCCGAGUUAGGAUCAACUGAAUCGUCCCCAACGAGCAACUCCAAACGAAAUCUCAGCAAUAUUGAGCAGCGCAGCACCGAUUCCGAUAAGUCGGACAAGUCUCCCAGCAAGCAGGAGACCAAGAAGUUUUCCCUCGAUAGUCGUCUUUCGGAGAAGUGCUUCAACCGAAACUCCGAUGGCCAUGAAAAGCCAACCAAACGAAGUUCUUCGGGAGCUAGUGACAAGCACCAGAAACGAAGUUUGGAUGACAGCCAGUACAGCCAGGCCGCUAGCCGAACGCCUUCAGAGCGCAGCUUCGUGCUCAAUACCCCGGACACUCCGAAAAGUCUGAUGGCAUCUCCGGAACUGUUGGCUGAACUGCUGAAAGGUUCUAGUGAAAAACUUAUUACCGAGCAGCUGACAGGUGGAAGUGGUUCCAGUGGUUCCAGCAAUGCUCUACCGACAGCCGUGCUGAAGUGUUUGGAUACGCGGACUCACGUUGUGGUCGAGCUUUUCAACACGGAAAAAUCUUACGUCGAAUCUUUGCAGACGAUAGUGUUGAAAUAUUUGAACCAAUUAAAAUCUCCAGAACACUCUGGACUCGUUGAUACCCAAACGGUGGAUGAGAUCUUCUUUAUGGUUCCAACCAUACUCAACAUACACGAAAGAUUCCUGGAAGAGCUACGGAGACGUCUCGAUUCCUGGGAUCCAUUACAGAAAAUAGGAGAUGCAUUUAUUGAUGUGUUUUCGAGACCAGUUAUCUUGGACACCUACACAUCAUUCGUCAAUAACUGGAACCGUGCCAAAGAUGCGAUUCGUGCCACCCGACAGAAGUGCCCAGCUUUUGCGCGAUUUUUGGAAGCCAUGGCUCGAGAGCACAAGGGCAAACUUUCGUUGGACAAUUUGUUAAUUAAACCCGUACAAAAAUUCCCAAACUAUGAAUUAAUCCUAUCAAGACUGAUUAAACACACCGACAUUGAUCACCCCGAUCAGAAGCCAUUACAGGAAGCGCUGAAGCUGGUGCACGAUAUUCUUAUGUUCCUCAAUUGCAAAGAGAAAGAAGCACUCGAAAAUGAUCAACGGGAAACGGCACUCCGGGAGCUGGAGGGGGUCAUCGAGGGCAUGAACGAGCUUGUGACCUCGGAUCGUGCCUUCCUGUUGUUCGAUCUGGUGUCGAUGCCUUCCGGACAGACCCGCAAGGAGCGAGGAUUUUUCCUGUUCAAUGACCUUUUGGUUAUCACCAGUAUUAAGAGACGGAGCGGAACGAUACGGAAAAAUAAUGUGACUUGUCUAGGAAGUGUAGCAUCCACGCUCGAUACCAAUAAAUACAAAUUCCUGACCAAAAUUUCACUGGACGAUCUAGAAAUCGUUAAAUCUAAAGAUGAGAAUGUUCGGCGCAUUAUGAGAGAGAUCGAGAAUCUCUCUGAGGAUUCCACAAAGUUGCUCCAAAUUUCGGAACUGGCAGCCAGUCUAAGGUGUCCCCAUCAGCUUUUGGAAGAAGCAAUUCGGGAUCUGCAGCGAGAAGUUCAACGCCAGCUCUCAGAACGCCAAACGAACGAUGCUCAGCUGAACAUCCUCGAAUUGACACUCAAUUCUUCAAAUGGUACUCAAAAUAUGACCGUAGUAUUCUCGAAACCGGACAAACGAUCUCAGUGGGAGGAGGUUUUCACGGAAGCGAAGCAGAAACUCGCCAGCACGACGGAACGCUGCCAGAUCCCGGUAUUUCUGUGUUCGGUGCCGAUUCGGAAAACCAGAGCCGGGCUGCAGUUCACUUGUGCCUCUCCGACGCUCGGAGCCCAGCGUGAUGUUUGGGUUUGCAACAGCGAUGGUUACGUGGGCCAGGUCUGCGUGUUAAGCCUCGUUCCGGAACCAACGGUCACCAGCUGUAAUGGGGUUUGCAACGCCCGGAUCCUGUGUGUCGCCUCCGUGCCUGCUUCCGAAGACUGCUCUUCUAGUCAUAGAACCAACAGUAUCAAUAUUUCUGUUCAAGAUGCAAUUGUUCAACCGAACUCCUAUGCAUCAAAUUCCGUAGUCAAUUCCUCGAAAUCACGUGAUAAGAAAUCGUCUAAAUCUAGGUCCUCAAAUUUAGAGAAGAAUUCCAGCAACAUUCAAUUAGAUUCGGGCAGCUCGAGUGGAGAAUCGGACACCGAAAGUCACCAAGAUCGAGCUGUAAGUCCUUCGAGCGAGAAGGCCUCUUCAACGCUAGCACCAACAGCUAUUUCGCACAGACACCAGGAGUCCAAUUCAGAGGAAUCCGAUGGCCAGCAGUCUACCAUGUGGCUCGGCACUGAAGAUGGCUGUAUUCAUGUGUACAACUGUACAGACAAUAUUCGAAUCAAAAAGAAUAAAAUCAAAAUACCCCAUACAAGUGCGGUGUAUUCCAUUUUGUACUUGAACAACAGGGUCUUCGUUUCUCUCGCGAAUGGAGAUGUAUGCGUUUAUUCAAGAGAUCAUAAUGGUUGGAACACUACAACUCCCAUCACGAUGUCAGUUGGAACAGUGAAAAGUCCAGUAACAAAGCUUUUGAACGUACACGGUAAACUCUGGUGUGCUAUCCAAGGCUGCAUCAAAGUAUUGAACACGACAUCCUUACUGGAGGAUAGUCAAAUUCAAAUUUCGAAUGAUUCGAAACCCAUUACAAAUAUGACAGUAUUGAACGAUUUCGUGUGGAUUUCCGUGCAAAAUUCAGCACACAUAAAAUGCUGCCAUUUUGAAAGCUUCGAGAUCAUAUUUGAGGUGAAUCUGGCACCGUCGGUGAACAAGAUGCUCUCCAACUGUGAUGACAUUAUUCGGCAGCACAAGGCUGCGUGCCUUCGAGUGACGUCGCUGCUCGCGUGCAAGGAUCUGAUCUGGGUUGGAACCAGUGCCGGAGUGCUGCUCACGAUUGCAGCGUCCAACGUUUGCAAGGGGUCGGCCAUGCCUGCCGUUACAGGUAUCCCCCAUGGCCAUACAGGACAUGUUCGAUUCCUAACGGUGGUUGAACCCCCGGUCGGCGAAGGAAAGGAAGGAGAUUCAGAUAAGCCCAUCGGCGGCACCGGUAACAGUAACAUGAAUAAAACGGAAAUAUCUGCCGGCAAUCCUUCGGCCGGACAACCCAAUUUGCUGGUCAUUUCCGGUGGCGAUGGGUACGAGGACUUCCGCAGCUCCGGAACCAAUACCAUGAGCGAAAUUGCCGGCCGAGAAGACAGCACCAACCAUUUGUUGCUUUGGCAGGUUUAGUGAAUAUGCGUUGCGUUUUAUGGUUUCGAUUUUGUCAAGUAGCCAAACAUCGGUGUCGUUAUUAUGUUUGUUAAUCUUAUUUGUUUGACCUUUUUGAAAGCGUCUUUUAGGAAAUUUACUUAAUUUGGCAAGCUGGACUUGUCCCAAAGGGCGAAAGAUAUUGCAACCGCAAAAUCUGCAAUUACAGUCGUUUGGAUUUAUUCAUUGGUUUCCAAAAAUUA
Molecule: messenger RNA, 10237 nt
Organism: Uranotaenia lowii
Lineage: Eukaryota; Metazoa; Arthropoda; Insecta; Diptera; Culicidae
Exons: 21
Coding region: 1803-10016 (2737 amino acids)
Biological process (GO): actin cytoskeleton organization
Molecular function (GO): protein binding; guanyl-nucleotide exchange factor activity
Source: RefSeq, a predicted model, not a curated record